AUGUCGGACGGCGAGGAAGCUGGCGCUAGCGGCGGGAUGGCUACUUCCAUGGUGGGAGCGCUGACGGUGAUUGACAGUCAGAUACAGACCUGGGAGGAAUAUUGUGAAGUUUUGGAGCACUUCUUUGAGGCAAAUGGGAUUACGGACGCAGGAAGAAAGCGAGCGAUUUUGUUGAGCUCCGUCGGCAGCAGGACGUAUAGUUUAAUGAGGAACUUGCUAAGUCCAGAGAAGCCGGGUGCCAAGUCAUUCGCGGAAUUGACUGGUUUGCUUCAGUCACAUUACAAUCCAAAGCCCAGUGAAAUAGUCCAGAGAUUUAAGUUUAAUUCAAGGACUAGAGCGGCAAAUGAGACUGUGUUGGAGUAUGUGGCUGUGCUGAGAGAGCUGGCGCAACAUUGCAAUUACGGUGAUAAGCUGAAGGAGAUGCUGCGCGAUAGGCUUGUGUGCGGCAUUGCGGAUGAUCGCAUUCAAAGGAGACUGUUAGCGGAGCCGGAGCUGACGUUUGAUAAAGCCCUGAAAGUCGCGCAGGCCAUCGAGACAGCGAACAAGGAUAUACGUGACUUGCAAUCAAAGGCGCUGGACAGUACUGUGAGCAAGGCUGCACCGCCGCUGUCAGUGCAUAAGGUGAAUGUACGACCUAAAGAUCAAAGCAAGAGUGUUCCAUUGGCCUGUUAUAGGUGCGGGGGGGAACACUUGGCACGGGACUGCCGGUUUCUAAAUGAAAAGUGCCAUGGGUGUGGGAAAAAGGGGCACAUGGAACAGCCUCAGCUAACGUUACAGAAUGUGCUAAAGCAGAAUGAAGAGGUAUUCAAAGAAGAACUGGGAACCUGGAGAGGCCCGCCCGCAAAAAUAUACGUAAAAGCGGACGUGGCUCCAAAGUUCUACAAGCCCAGGCCCGUGGCUUUUGCCAUGAGGAAGAAAGUAGAGUUAGAGCUGGAAAGGCUCACAAAGGAGGGCAUAAUUGAGCCAGUGAGGUUCUCAGAGUGGGCUGCACCAAUAGUGCCGGUGUUAAAGACUGAUAGUUCGGUGCGUGUUUGCGGGGACUACAAGCUCACAGUAAACCAAGUUUCCAAGCUAGAGCAGUAUCCAAUACCCAAGUUGGAGGACUUAUUUGAGAAGUUGACCGGGGGUGAGAAGUUUACUAAACUGGACCUUAGUCACGCAUAUCAACAAGUCACCCUCGAUGAGGCAUCAAAGCCUUAUGUCACAAUCAACACACACAAAGGGCUUUUUCAAGUGAAUCGCCUACCAUUUGGUGUUUCCUCUAGUCCUGCCAUUUUUCAACGGAUAAUGGAGGGUCUGGUGGCGGGAAUCCCUAAUGUGGCAGUUUAUUUAGAUGACAUCCUGCUGACCGGUCGGAGUGACCACGAGCACCUGGAGACCUUGAACGAAGUCCUACAGCGGCUACGAGAGGCUGGUCUUCGUCUGAAGCGCAACAAAUGUGUCUUCAUGGAGCGAGAGGCCGAGUUCUUGGGACACAAAGUGGAUGCCGCGGGGCUCCACCCUCUGCCAAACAAGGUCAGGGCUAUACAACAGGCACCAGCACCAACUAAUGUCACAGAACUGAGAGCUUACUUAGGCCUGCUCAACUAUUACAACAGAUUCUUGCCAAAUCUCUCAACACGGUUAGCUCCCUUGCACAGACUGUUAAGGAAAGAAACGCCGUGGAACUGGCAGGAGGAGCAAGAGAGAGCUUUUGAGGAGUCUAAGAGGCUCAUGCAGUCGUCAGAGGUGUUAGUGCAUUAUGACAGCCAUAAAGACUUAAUCCUGUCCUGCGAUGCGUCGCCUUACGGAGUAGGGGCGGUGUUGUCGCAUCGCAUGCCAGACGGGCAAGAGCGGCCUAUUGGCUUCAUGUCACGGACACUCACGGCAGCUGAAGCAAACUACUCGCAGCUGGACAAAGAAGGACUGGCGGUGAUGUUUGGCAUUCAGCGCUUCCAUAAAUAUUUAUAUGGAAGGAGGUUCAUCAUCUGUACAGACCACAAGCCUUUACUGUCCCUCUUCAGUGAGAUGAAAGCAGUGCCUCAAAUGGCAUCCCCUCGCAUUCAGCGCUGGGCAGUGACUUUGCGAGCAUAUGAGUAUGAGAUUGUCUAUAAGCCGGGUAAACACCACAGCAAUGCGGACGCUCUGAGCCGGCUCCCCCUGCCUCAGUCAGGAGAGAGCAGGAGGACCGUACUGAUGCUGGAGGAGGUAACGCUCGUGUCAGCCAGUGAAAUUAGCCAGUGGACACGAAAAGACCCAGUGCUGUCCAGAGUCUGUCAGUUCAUUCAACAUGGCUGGCCACUACAACACUCAGACUCAGCUUUCCAGCCUUAUGCGGUGAGGAAAACCGAAUUAAGUGUGCAAGAUGGGUGUAUAUUGUGGGGGUCACGCGUGGUGGUACCCCCGACAGGUCGCGAAGCAUUACUGGGUCAACUGCAUCAUGGUCACCCAGGCAUCACCCGAAUGAAAGCAUUAGCACGAAGCUACUUCUGGUGGCCAAAGUUAGAUGCAGACAUUGAAUCUGUAGUGAAAAGAUGUAGCACCUGCCAAGAACAUCGCCACUUACCAGCUCCAGCACCACUCCACCCUUGGGAGUGGCCGAGUAAACCGUGGCAGAGGCUACACAUAGACUAUGCGGGUCCUUUUAUGGGUCACAUGUUUUUGAUACUGAUGGAUGCCUAUUCCAAAUGGAUGGACGCCUACGCGGUAACCUCAGCAACUUCUGCCAAUACGAUUGAAUGUCUGCGGAGAAGUUUCAGCAGUCAAGGAUUACCUGAGAUGAUUGUGUCAGAUAAUGGUACGUGCUUUGUGAGUGCCGAAUUCCAAGAAUUCAUGAGGAAGAACGGAAUCGAACACAUCACUUCAGCUCCUUAUCAUCCUUCUUCAAAUGGCUGUGCCGAGCGUGCAGUCCAGACAUUUAAGUCCAUGAUGAAAAAAGCAGGUGAAGGUAGCAUCCAUACUAAAGUUUCAAGAGUGCUGUUUAGUUACCGCAUUACCCCUCAGUCCACCACAGGGCUGUCACCAGCGGAAAUGUUGCAGGGCAGGAGGUUGAGAUCGACACUGGAUCUAGGGCAUCCGGACCUCAGAAACAAGGUGGAACGGAAGCAGUGCAUGCAGAAGAAGCAUCACGACAAGCUCGGAUCAGGAAGAGGUUUCCAAGUGGGAGAUGCAGUGUCUACACGGAACUUCAGUUAUGGGCCUAAAUGGGUUCGGGGUUUUAUUACCAAAGUCACGGGACCGGUGUCUUACAAGGUCAUGUUGGGAGAUGGAACAGUUGUCCGAAGGCAUGUUGACCAGAUACUGGCCAGACCGGAAGACGCGGACCUAGUAGACCCUAAGAUCAUAGAACCACCCAUGGUGGAUUUGUCUUCAGCUGAUCCUGUGCCAGUGAGAAAUAGCUGUGCUCCAGAAGGAACUGUGCAAGAAAACCCAAAACCACCUGUGACAGAUAUUCCGGCCCCAGAUGCAGCAAAGGACGCACCACCCCAGCAAACAGCUGCACGGCGUUCUCAACGGACUGUCUCAAAACCUAGUUAUCUGAAAGACUAUGAAUGUUGA
Boleophthalmus pectinirostris (great blue-spotted mudskipper) is the source of this 3537-nucleotide messenger RNA. RefSeq lists its product as uncharacterized. The record is from RefSeq and is a predicted model, not a curated record. Lineage: Eukaryota; Metazoa; Chordata; Actinopteri; Gobiiformes; Gobiidae. Gene Ontology annotation, biological process: DNA integration. Gene Ontology annotation, molecular function: nucleic acid binding.